CGGCCCGGCAGCGCCUCCUCCCGCCCCCCCCGCGCCAGGCGGAGCCGGAGCCGGAGCGGAGCCGGUGCCGGGGCGGCUCAUUGCGGCGCGGCGCGGCGGCAGCAUGGCCACCACCGUGCCCUGCACCCGCUUCACCGACGAGUACCAGCUCUACGAGGAGAUCGGCAAGGGGGCUUUCUCGGUGGUCCGGCGCUGCGUCAAGCUCUGCACUGGCCAUGAGUACGCCGCCAAGAUCAUCAACACCAAAAAGCUCUCUGCCAGAGACCACCAGAAGCUGGAGCGGGAGGCCCGCAUCUGCCGGCUGCUGAAGCACUCCAACAUCGUGCGGCUCCAUGACAGCAUCUCAGAGGAGGGUUUCCAUUACCUCGUCUUCGACCUGGUGACCGGCGGCGAGCUCUUUGAGGACAUCGUGGCACGGGAGUACUACAGCGAAGCUGAUGCCAGCCACUGCAUCCAGCAGAUCCUGGAGGCCGUCCUCCACUGUCACCAAAUGGGGGUCGUCCACAGGGACCCUCAAGGUGACCCGGAGAACCUGCUCCUGGCCAGCAAGUGCAAAGGGGCAGCGGUGAAGCUGGCAGACUUCGGCCUCGCCAUCGAGGUGCAGGGGAUCAGCAGGCCUGGUUCGGCUUUGCGGGGAACGCCGGGCUACCUCUCCCCCGAAGUCCUGCGCAAAGAGGCCUAUGGCAAACCCGUGGACAUCUGGGCAUGUGGUGUCAUCCUGUACAUCUUGCUGGUGGGGUACCCCCCAUUUUGGGAUGAGGACCAGCACAAACUCUACCAACAGAUCAAGGCUGGUGCCUAUGACUUCCCUUCGCCUGAGUGGGACACGGUCACACCCGAAGCGAAAAACCUCAUCAACCAGAUGCUGACCAUCAACCCUGCCAAGCGCAUCACAGCCCACGAAGCCCUCAAGCACCCGUGGGUCUGCCAACGCUCGACCGUGGCCUCCAUGAUGCACAGGCAGGAGACGGUAGAAUGUCUGAAAAAGUUCAACGCCCGGAGGAAGCUCAAGGGCGCCAUCCUCACCACCAUGUUGGCCACCAGGAACUUCUCAGUGGGCAGACAGACCACCGCUCCUCCGACAUCGGCGGCCGCCGCCGGGGCCCCCCUGGGGCUGGUGGAACAAGCAGCUAAGAGCUUACUGAACAAGAAGGCAGACGGCGUGAAGCCCCAGACCAACAGCACCAAAGGCAGCGCCGGUGUCACCAGCCCCAAGGGGGACACUCCCACCCUGCCGCGCUGGUAGGUGCCCCCCACCCUGUCAUCCCCCCUCCUGGCCACAUCCAUCCCACCAUCCCAUCCCAUCCAUCGCCAUGCGCCCACACCCCCCCCCGGCCCUGGCCUCGUCUGUCUGUCUGUCCAGCUGUCCCUGGGGUUGCUGGAGAUGGGGGGUGUCCUGAGGAUGGAGGGGGGGUGCAGGAUGCAGGCAGGAUGCCCCUCGCAGGGACGGCAGGUGGGUGCAGGAUGGGUGCAGGGGGGUGCAUGUUAUGGGUGUGGCGGUGCCCCGUGCUGCGGAUCAUGCGGUGGGUGCAGGAUACUGGCCCAGGGAUGGGGCUGCUGACUGUGAUCCUGCGGUGAGGUAAGUGCAGGAUGCGGCACAGGGCUGCCAGGCUGGUGCAGCGGGUGCAGGACGUGGGGAUGCCCUGGCAAUGCAGACAGCAAGGUGGGUGCAGGAUGCGGGCACGGGGGUGCCCACCGCCACCCAGCUGGCACAGCGGGUGCGGGGUACGGGCACGAGCGUGUCUGGCGGGUGCCGUGAGCACAGGAUACAGGCGCAGGGAUGCCCAGCGGGCACAGUGAGCGCAGGGUACAGCCGUGGGAAUGUGUGGUGGGUACAGCAAGUGCAGGAUCUGGGUGCAGAGGUGCUUGGCUGGCGCAGUGCGUGCAGGACACGGGCAUGCGGGUGCCCAGCUGGAGCACUAAGUGCAGGAUAUGGGCACAAUGAUGCCCAGCUGGUGGACACAGGCACGGGGGUGUGCAGCCGGCACAAGCAAGUGCAGGACACGGGCACCGGGGUGCCCAGCGAGUGUGGGACACUGUGGGUGAGUAAAGGGGUAUCCAGCCCAUGGAGCGAGUGCGGGACACGGCAGAGGGAUGCUCGGCUGGCACAGUGAGUGGAGUUCACGGGCACAGGGAUGCCCGGUCAGCACAGCAGAUGCAGGACACGGGCACGGGACUGCCCUCUACAACCCAGCCGGCUUUCCCUCGGCUGUCUCGCUGCGCCUCUCUCCCUGCUCUCUGCCCCCUUCCCCGCCUCUCCCACCUCCGUCUUUCUGUGAAUUAAACCAUUUGGCUUUUGCUGGACCUAAUGACUCUCUGCUUCUCUCCCCCCCCUCUGCCCCUCCCCGAAUCCGGUCUGGGUCUCUCUUCGCCCCCCGUCGCGUGCUGCUCGCUCCGUCGUCCUCCCCCUCCGUUGUCCCCCUCCCUGGGCUCUUGCUUCGUCCCCCCCCCCCCCCCGCCUCUGUCUCUCUCCCUUCUCCCAUAGGAGCCUCAAACUACUGUAAUUCAUAACCCUGCGGACGGCAUAAAGGUAUUGCUGCCUCCCUUCCCUUCGCGCCUCGCCGCGUUCGUUAGCCCUCGGGUCGUUUGGGGCCCCGCUUUCCGCCUCCAUCCUCCCCCCAGCAUCAGCCAUGGCGCAGGGUGGGGAGGGGGCUGACGUGGCGCUGGAGCGGAUGAGGAGCGCGCACGGGGCGCAGUGAUGGUGGGGGCUCCCCCCCACGGCGUCCGCCAUCGCCGGGGUCCUGCUGAGCCCCGGCCGGGCUCACACCCGCCGCCCCCGGCUGGGCCCGAUUCUGACCCUCUCUGUUUGUGUCUCUCCCCCUGCACCGUCGCUGUCCUGCUGGCAGGAGUCGUCCGAUAGCACCAACACCACCAUCGAGGACGAGGACACAAAAGGUGACGGAAGGGCUGCGGAGCAGGGCUAGCACUGGGAUGCAGUGGGAGGGUGCUGGAAUGUGCUGGGAUGCACUAGGAUGGCACUGGGAUGCACUGGGAGGGUGCUAGAAUGCACUGGGAUGGAGCUGGAAUGCACUGGGAUGGCACUGGGGUGCACUGGGAGCGUGCUGGAAUAGAGCUGGGAUGCACUGGGACAUGCACUGGAAGGGUGCUGGAAUGCACUAGGAUGGAGCUGGGAUGCACUGGGAGGGUGCUAGAAUGCACUGGGAUGGAGCUGGAAUGCACUGGGAUGGCACUGGGGUGCACUGGGAGCGUGCUGGAAUAGAGCUGGGAUGCACUGGGACAUGCACUGGAAGGGUGCUGGAAUGCACUAGGAUGGAGCUGGGAUGCACUGGGAUUUCACCAGGAUCCACUGAGAUGGCACUGAGAUGCAAUUUGACGAAACUGGGAUGGCGCUAGGGUGGCAGUAGAAUGCAUUGGGGUGUACUGGAAUGGCACUGGAUGGCACCAGGAUGCAUUGGGAUGGUGCUGGGAUGCAUUGGGGUGCACUGAGAGGUCACUGGGAUGCACUGGGACAGCACUGGGAUGAAGCUGGGAUGCACUGGGAUGGCACCAGGAUGCAUUGGGGUGCACUGGGAUGCACUGAGAUGGCACUGGGAUGCAAUUUGAUGGCACUGA
Molecule: messenger RNA, 3573 nt
Organism: Falco peregrinus (peregrine falcon)
Lineage: Eukaryota; Metazoa; Chordata; Aves; Falconiformes; Falconidae
Product: calcium/calmodulin-dependent protein kinase type II subunit beta
Biological process (GO): protein phosphorylation
Cellular component (GO): neuron projection; cytoplasm
Molecular function (GO): calcium/calmodulin-dependent protein kinase activity; calmodulin binding; ATP binding
Source: RefSeq, a predicted model, not a curated record